GUUAUAUGUGUUUCAAUCGGUGAUUAAGCCAUUGUUAGGGUCUAUAAGUGCAUCAGUGGUCUCAAUGUACGCGCAAACAUUCAACCGGACGGUCGCCGAUCUCGACAAUCGGGUUAUACUGAAUGUGGGGGGCAUUAGGUUUGAGACAUAUAAGAAUACUUUGCGCAAAAUUCCGGCCACUCGACUGUCCCGACUUACCGAAGCACUGGCCAACUACGACCCGGUGCUCAACGAAUACUUUUUUGACAGACAUCCCGGAGUUUUUGCACAAAUACUAAACUAUUAUCGCACCGGUAAACUACAUUACCCGACCAACGUAUGCGGACCACUAUUUGAAGAGGAACUUGAGUUUUGGGGACUCGACGCCAAUCAAGUCGAGCCGUGCUGUUGGAUGACAUACACGUGCCAUAGGGACACACAGCAGACACUGGCCAUACUGGAGACGUUGGACAUUGAUUCAGACAAAUUAACGGGAGAAGAGUUGGCCCGAAAGUUUGGUCACGAAGAGGACUAUCUGUCCGGAAGGAUGUCUUGUUGGCAGAAACUUAAGCCUAAAAUAUGGCUCUUAUUUGAUGAGCCGUACUCUUCCAAUGCGGCAAAGGUAUGA
Messenger RNA from Oppia nitens, 607 nucleotides. Its product is annotated as potassium voltage-gated channel protein Shaw-like. The coding region runs from base 65 to 607 and encodes 180 amino acids. The transcript has 2 exons. Gene Ontology annotation, cellular component: dendrite membrane; neuronal cell body membrane; axon. NCBI's taxonomy places the organism in Eukaryota, Metazoa, Arthropoda, Arachnida, Sarcoptiformes, Oppiidae. Gene Ontology annotation, biological process: protein homooligomerization; potassium ion transmembrane transport. The record is from RefSeq and is a predicted model, not a curated record. Gene Ontology annotation, molecular function: protein binding; delayed rectifier potassium channel activity.